GAAAAACAACAACAACAACAGAACAAUAAUCCUAGUAAUUUUUUCUAGUAACAUUCUAGUACUGUUUCAGGUUGUUUUGUUGUUUGUCCUGUAAUGGGAGAUUCAGCUUGUCUUAUGCAUGCCUUCUCUUAUGCUUCUGCAUUACCACCCAAUGAAGCUAAACAGGGCAACCACAUGCAUGCUCUAGGGGAGUCUAUUUCUUUUGGGAGAUUUACGACGGAGUCAUUGGCAUGGGAUAAAUGGUCUACAUUCCCUCACAAGCGUUAUGUUGAGGAAGCAGAGAGGUAUGCUCAACCAGGUUCUGUUGCUCAGAAAAAAGCUUUCUUUGAAGCUCAUUACAAGAAAAUUGCUGCCCAAAAGGCUGCAGCUUUGCUUGAGCAAGAAAAUUCCCAACAAGAUACUCUAGCUGUGGAUCCCAAUGUCAAUAGUUCCAUGGAAGGAGUUGCUGAUGUGAAGGAGAAAGAAAAUGCCGCUCCUUUAGCACAUGUAUCUUCAUUGAAACAACCCCAAGAAACAUUUUCAGGAUCAGAGCUCAGUGAAACAUCUCAUACAGAAAAACCUUUGCUGAAGCAGAGUUCCAGCUCUGAGCAAGACGAAGAUGUUACAUCUGCAACGAGCAAGAAAAAAACAGCUUUUUCUUCAUUCAAAUCAUCAGUUCACUCUAUAAAGUCUAAAAUUCCACCUUCGCCAGCUAGGCAUAACAUUUCUCGUCUUGUCAAUAAAGAAAACAAUUUCACUCCAAUCACAAAGAAUCCCACAUCAGCGUUCGCAAAUGAAAAGAAAUCAACCUCGAAAUCUUUGAGCAGAUUGAUGAAUUUUACUCCUUCCAAAGAGACAGAUAAGGUGCCUCCUCCUCUCCCUCCCACAUUCAAGAAGGAAAGUUCAAAGAUCGCUCCCAAUGCCGCGAAGAAGUGUAUAACUCCUCUAAAGACUCCUGUGGAAACUUCAGAUGGUGCAGCCAAACAUCCCAUGACAACCCCAUCUUCUGAAAAUAGAAGGAUGGAAACACCAAUUCAUCCAUCAGCCUCAGGAAGUCAAACAACCGGUCCUAAAUGGAAUAUAUUGUCAUCUGUUUGUUCCAAGUCUUUAACAGCCUGCCGUAACAAACUACAAUCGCCCUCUUUAUCGACUCCUUUUCUACUGAGGACAGAAGAAAGAGCUGCAAGAAGGAAACAAAAGCUUGAGGAGAAAUUCAAUGCAAAAGAGGUACAGAAAGUUCAGCUACAAACAAAAAUAAAGGAGAAAGCUGAAAUGGAGCUCAGGAAACUUCGACAAAGCUUUUGUUUCAGAGCUCGUCCCCUGCCUAAGUUUUACAAGGAAAGAGAAACAGCAAGAAGUCACACAAAAAAGACCCCAGUUAAACGUCCUCAGUCACCAAAACUUGGAAGAAAUCCCAGUAACAGCACAAUGCAAGACUUGGCGUCACACCCAACCUCUACAUAUUCAGGCAAGAAUUACUCUUACAAGUAUUCAGGAAAGAAGAAUUGCCCAAAACCGAUAAAUUCUCAUACCUUGUCAACAGUAAUGUCUUAUGAUCAGAACGCAUCCCCAAAUAUACAACAUCAAUUUGGAGUCAUAGAUGUAUAAUGUCUCUCAUUACAUUAAUAACAUAGCUUUAACUUGUGUUAAAGCU
This is a messenger RNA of Solanum stenotomum, 1633 nucleotides long. Its product is annotated as protein WVD2-like 7. The transcript is spliced from 9 exons. The record is from RefSeq and is a predicted model, not a curated record. Lineage: Eukaryota; Viridiplantae; Streptophyta; Magnoliopsida; Solanales; Solanaceae. Bases 94 to 1587 code for a protein of 497 amino acids.